Molecule: messenger RNA, 949 nt
Organism: Malus domestica (apple)
Lineage: Eukaryota; Viridiplantae; Streptophyta; Magnoliopsida; Rosales; Rosaceae
Source: RefSeq, a predicted model, not a curated record
UACCGAAUCGAUCUUUAUAUAUCUCAUUCCGUUCACCAUCAUCCUCCACACUACCUCCUUUGUUUCAAAGAACAAUAUUACAAAGACCGGAAUAAAAACUCGAAACUGAGACAAAGACAAGAUGGCAAAUCAAGUGGUCGUCCUUACUCUCAUCUUUGUUGUCAUUAUUGCUGGGGUUUCAGCCAAAAAGGCAAAGGCACCAGCAGCAUCACCGUCACCGGGAUCUGCCCCGUCCAGUUCUCCAUCCAAGGCGCCAGCAUCAUCCCCCGCCAAAGGUCCAGCCACUGCCAAAGCUCCAUCCAAAGACAAAACUCCAUCUCCGUCAGGUGCCACUAAAUCACCGUCCUCUGCCCCAGUGCCAUCCCCCACGUCUUCAUCGUCCUCUCCAUCUUCUUCACCUAAGUCCGCACCAUCAUCAUCGCCCAAAUCGGCGCCAGCCAGUUCACCCUCCAGCUUCAAGAAGCCCAAGAAGCCCAAGAAGUCCACCAGUCCAGCUGCAUCCCCCACGUCUGGGACUAGUCCCUCUCCUUCACCCUCCAGCUUCAAGAAGCCUAAGAAGCCCACCGGUCCGGCUGCAUCCCCCACGUCUGGGACUAGUCCCUCUCCUUCACCCUCCAGCUUCAAGAAGCCCGCCAAGGCUCGACAACCCCAAGCCACGGCCAAGGCUCCCUCUAAAUCUAAUUAGAGUAAAAAUUCAGAAAGAGAAAGGGAUAUCUAUGUGAUCACCAUAUGGUCCAAGAUCCCGAUCUGUGAGUAAUAGCCUCUAACAUUAUGGGGUCUGCAGAACAGACUCAUCUAGUUGUUGCUUAGUAGAACCAAUAAAUUCCAUGGUCGUUUUGUUGGCCUGACCAUAAUCAACAUUCAAGUUGCAUACUUUGGGUAUGUAUUAAUAAAACAACACGUAGUUCGACAAAUUUGAAGGAAAAAUGGGCAUGAUAAAUUGGCAUUA